This is a messenger RNA of Astrephomene gubernaculifera, 557 nucleotides long. NCBI's taxonomy places the organism in Eukaryota, Viridiplantae, Chlorophyta, Chlorophyceae, Chlamydomonadales, Astrephomenaceae. The record is from the annotation of a GenBank genome assembly.
AGCUGCCUGCGGGUCUUGUGGAGGCGGGUGACAGCUGCGAGCAGACGGCGCUUCGGGAGCUGCGGGAGGAAACAGGCUUCAGCGGCCGGGUGCUGUCCAUCUCACCUCCGCUGGCAGAGAGUGCCGGGAUGACCAACUGCUGCUGCAGGUUGGCCCUAGUGGAGGUGGACGGUGACGCCCCGGAGAACGCAGACCCACGGGUCACCUCCUGCCCCGACACCGCCGGCGGUGAGAUCCUCCACUGCGAGCUGCUGCCGUACAACGGCCUACUGCCCGCCCUCAUGCAGCUCCGAAACCGGUACGGCAACGCCGGGCUCGAGCAUUCGUCCUCCUCCCAUGCCUCCUCCUCUUCUCCACCUGACCAUCCCUGCUCAUCCUCGUCCGGGGGCAAAGGAGGCAAAGGAGAGAACUCCUGCGGUGGCGGUGGUGGUGGCGGUGGCGACAACGGCGUAUGUGAUGCUGCUACUGCCCGCUGCAUAGUCGACUCCCGGCUAUACGCGCUAGCACUCGCGCUAGCGUUGCAGCAGCAAUUGCAGUAUGGGGAGGGAGAAGAGGGC